CAGAGCUGCCACUAUGCCCGCAGCAUUGGCCGGCGUGGUCGCAAGCCGAGCUCUAGGAAAGCUACGCGGCAACCAUCAGGUUCGAGAACCAUUCGGCAACGUCCAGAUGACCAUGAUACUCGGGAUGGCGAUGGUGAUUCAUCUGAAGCCAACCAGGAGCUGGAGCAAAACAUACAUCCGCAGCUUCGUCAACAACAACAACAACAACAACAACAACAACAGGAGCAGUUGCAAACACAACCAGACGAGAACUUGGAAGCAACAUCACGCGGGAUUGCAAAUCAUGACCCAAUAGCUGCUGCUCAAAAUAUCUUGAACGCAGAUGAGGAUAUCAGUCAUUUGUAUGCUUCGCGCGUGUUACAGGACGAUGCUAGCGGGGCUACGAACAACCACAACUCUUUCUCAUCACACACUGAUACGGCACUACCUCAUUCAUUGGAAAGCACGACAACGACAUUAGCAUCCGGCCAAGCAUAUCACGUGGAUGGGAAUCAGUCUGCUUUCCAUGCUCUACCUGAUCUCUGCCUUGAGACGGCACCCGUUCCCAAUAUCCUUGCACCGCCGCAGGGCCCACGUGUUUCCGUAUCACCUGCACACGGGCAGAACCGUUCAGGAGAUCAAGGUGGCUGGUUUACAACUGCACCAUCACAAACAACAGCGCUAUGCCGAGAUACCAAUAGCACCCGGGGAUGUCGAUAUAAAUGUCUUAGGCCCAUUGUCCCUAUGCUAGAAGGCAUUAUUGACGCUGAUCUUGCAUGCGAGCUGCUGGAGCUUUACUUCGUCGAGCCUGGCGGAUCCUUGUUUCGAUGUUCCUCACCCUAUGUCCUCGUUCACGUCCUGAGAAAAGAGUCUCUCCUCCGAUCUACUAACCCUCGAAGAUCCACACCAGCACUGUUGGUCACGAUGCUCUGGGUCAGCGCGCAAACAGUUGAGAGCUCAUUGUUUCUGCUGCCAGGUCAAAAGUCGCGCGUUUGUGAGGGGUUGAGAAAGUUGAUGAUGGGUUUGAUCCAGGAUAGAGAUCGUGACCUCUGGAAUAGGACUACUGACGGGCCUCUGGUUAAGGACUUCAAAUUUCCUGCCUCGGCUGAUGCCACAUUUGGCAGCUUGCAUCAGACAAACCCACACGACUACGACUAUCAGUUCUCAUGCACUUCAGCAUCUCCGCCUAUGCCCCUGAUAGAUGAUGUCCUCAUGUUCGUCCUCCUUACCAUCGUGGUUUCGGGCGGUGACUUCAAGACGGACUGCAUCAGGUGGUGGAACAAGGCACUGCGUCUGUCCAACAACAUGUGCCUGAACCGAGAAGACACUCCCGAAGACAAGCCGUCGGGAGCAGGAUCAACCAUGUGUACAGGGGGCAAGACGAACGCGCCAUGUGUGUGUAGACCUUGUGAGGCUGCGCGUACGGGGUUGUCAAUACCGGAAAUACAAGAAGAGCGCCGACGGGUGUUUUGGCUGAUCUUCUGUCUCGAUCGGCACUUGGCUCUCGCCUUCAAUGCGCCCUUACGCAUUCUUGAUGACGAGUGCCAAUUAUACGCACCUCUGUCAGACCAGGCUUGGGAGUCUCUGUCACUUUCAGGAAAUUCUACAAUUACAAGCGAUAACCCGAUAGCUGUUGAUGACUCGCAGCAGCAGCAACAGCAUCCAGGACGCGGUUUCGGGGCCCCAACACGAGUUUCAGGAAUCAGUUUCUUCGAGUACUUUUUACCCCUCAUGACAAUUCUAGGCGAUGUUAUCCAGCUGCACCGUCAAAAAUGCCAUCCCAGGUUUGGCAAUAUGCGGCAGUCAAGGAACAACACGAACGGCGGUAUCGGAGGAGAACAGCAACAUGAUAACGAAGAUGAACAUAGCACGGCCACGGCCAUGAUAGAGCAGAUCAUGGCUGAUUGUGCGCAGAGCAUUGCUGACUUGGCCGACUUGUACCAAGUUGAUGCCCUCGACGGCGCGACGAUCCCAUCCAGUCAAGUCCGCACUCCAAGCACCGUGAAUUCCUCUCAAUACGACGAGACAUUUCAACUUGCGCACAACGUCCGCCGUGAUAACAACGACACUCGCCACCACUCCAAUACUACUGCAUAUCACAGUCGGCGAGCACCAUCCCACCGCCAGCAUGCACAGGCAGAGCUCGUCACCGCAUAUAGCACUUUCAUCCUCCACGUCCUUCACGUUCUUCUGCACGGAAAAUGGGAUGCAGUCUCGAUGUUGGAUAACAAAGACGGAUGGAUCCCUUCUGUAGGAUUUAUGAAGUGUGCUUCACAUGCUAUAGCCGCGUCAGAUGCCAUGUCACGUAUCUUGGCCUGCGACCCAGAGCUAUCGUUCAUGCCGUAUCUAUUUGGCAUCUAUUUGCUACAUGGAAGCUUUAUUUUACUCUUGUUUGCCGAUCGUAUGCCUCAACUUGGUCCCAAUGAGGCUGUUGAGAAGGCCUGCGAGAUUAUUAUACGGGCCCAUGAGGUUUGUGUGGUCACGUUGAGCACCGAGUUUCAGAAACGCUUCCGCAAGGUUCUUCGUUCAACAUUAUACAGCGUACAGAGUCCCGGGACUUCUCAUGUGGAGGAGAGCAAAGCACGCCGACGAGUUCUGUUGUUAUAUAGGUGGAAUAAUGGGUCUACUGGUCUGGCAUUGUAG
Messenger RNA from Fusarium falciforme, 2622 nucleotides. RefSeq names its product Fungal-trans domain-containing protein. NCBI's taxonomy places the organism in Eukaryota, Fungi, Ascomycota, Sordariomycetes, Hypocreales, Nectriaceae. Bases 724 to 2622 code for a protein of 632 amino acids. The transcript is spliced from 3 exons. Gene Ontology annotation, molecular function: zinc ion binding; DNA binding. Gene Ontology annotation, biological process: DNA-templated transcription. The record is from RefSeq and is a predicted model, not a curated record.